UUUAGGAUAAUAUGGUGAAUGAAUUUAAUAGUGAUGCUGAACAUCAGAGAAAAAUCUAUAUUCCUCCAAAGAUAUCUAGAAUAGUUCCUAAACAAACAGAACUCGAAAAUCAGAGUCGUCAGAAAGAAAGUGAUGUAAAGAACAUAAUAGAAUCUCUUACAAAUUGCCUCAUUCUCAAAGAUGAAAUGAAGGAUGAUAAAAAUAAGAAAAAUAUGUUUGUAUCUGAGAAUGUUGAUGAUGACGACGACGACACACUAGAAAUGUUACUUUCGUUAACUGAAGAAAAGCAUAAUUCAAAGAAAGUAACACUUCCUUCCACUUCAGAAAGUACAAGUACAAAUGUACAAUUAGAAAACAAACCUGCAGAUAAACCAUUAGAAAAAUCAGAUAUGAGUUUGAAUGACUGGUUGGACAGCAUUGUAGAAGAUUAAAAUCAACUUAUUGUUAAUUCUGAAUGAUGUUUUAUCUAUUAAAAAAAAACAAAAAUUGUAUAGAUAAUAUUUAAUAAAUUAUUUACAUUUCAGUUUUUCAGAUCUAGUGUACACUUGUAUAUAAAAUCUUAAUUGUUCUUUAUGUAUACUCCCUGCGAAAAGACUUAAAAAUUCAUAUUUUAUGAAUAGUUUUAUUUAAUAAAAAUUUAUAAACUUUACAAUAACCUGUUCACUAAUUUCUGUUAGCAGUUUUCAUGUCAACAUAGAACUUGAAACAAAUGAAAUGUGUGUCCAGGAUUUUCGGAAUUACACAUUUACCAAAGUAAUGAAAAUUAAUGCGUUAUAUUAAGCGAUGGCAAGUGAAACAAAGAUUAAAACUACUGAUCGGUGAUUUCU
Messenger RNA from Centruroides sculpturatus (bark scorpion), 827 nucleotides. RefSeq lists its product as uncharacterized. The transcript has 3 exons. NCBI's taxonomy places the organism in Eukaryota, Metazoa, Arthropoda, Arachnida, Scorpiones, Buthidae. The record is from RefSeq and is a predicted model, not a curated record. Bases 12 to 431 code for a protein of 139 amino acids.